This is a messenger RNA of Fulvia fulva, 2064 nucleotides long. RefSeq lists its product as uncharacterized. The coding region runs from base 1 to 2064 and encodes 687 amino acids. NCBI's taxonomy places the organism in Eukaryota, Fungi, Ascomycota, Dothideomycetes, Mycosphaerellales, Mycosphaerellaceae. The record is from RefSeq and is a predicted model, not a curated record. The transcript is spliced from 2 exons.
AUGGCCACCUCUACUGCCAGCAGCCUUACCAUGCCUCCCUCCAAACGCAAGCAGAGUGUGGUAGAGGACGAGCAAACUUCCAACAAUAACAUGCAAGAAGACGAGCCCAACAAGGAACAUCCAACUGCUGCGCAAGCCAAGAAGAAGUCACGGGUACGCUCUCAGGCUGUCAAGAACCUCAAGAGACGUCGGCGCCGAGAUGAGGAAGAUGGUGACUACGCUGUGGACACAGCUGAAGCACGAGAACAGCGCCACCUGCCGCCAGGCUCGAGAUCACCGCCCAUCGAACUCCAAGACGACGACCCGUCAGACAGCGAGGACGAGUCUGACUUAGAUGGCGAUGCUAUCGAGGAGAUCGCUGCUUAUGAGGAGGAAGAACGCGCCCGCAACUUGCGCCAACCACGCCGAGUGCAGACGACUCGAGGUACUACUGCUCCCAGGAACUACUUUGAGAUGAACAGCGACGAGAUCGAGGACACUGAGCAGCUCGAUGAGGUCGAUGAAGGAGAGGAUCCCGAGGAUGAAGGUCUCAGACGUAGUCCCCGUGCAAAGAGUGCUCCCACACGACCCGACUCCUCUCAUCUCGAUCGCUUCUCGGAAGCCUCUGCCACAACUCGACCAGGUACACGACAGUCCGUCAAAGUUGUGGAGUUCAAGAAGUCGGAGAAGGAGUGGCAGGCGGAAUUUGAUCGGAAGCAAGAGAUCAUGCUCGAGCAAUACGAAGAGCUUCAGCAGGCCAAUCGGAAGCUCGAACUUCUGGAAAAGGCAUUUGGAGCCUACGACAAGCAGACCAACGAGGUCCGGAGACUGGCCAAUAUCAAUCAAGGCGAUGUAUUGGUUGCCGUGUCGACCCCAGCAGCUGCCGUGACCCGACCUACUCAAACCUCCUUUAAGCUCAACAAAGAUACAGCAGCAAACUUCAAGGCUCUACCAGCGUAUCGUCCUCCGCCACCGCCAACUGCUCGGCUCACUGAGCAGCAGAGGGGCUUGAAGCAGCAGACCAGACUACUACAAAAGGAGGUUCAGAACCUCGAGGCCAAGAACCAGGAGCAGGGAGAGCAGAUUGACACCUUGAAUGCGAAGCUUGACGACCAGGGCGUUGAGCUUGGUGAUCUCCAGCAUGAGAAUCAGGGCAUAAAGCGACAGAUUGCCGCUCAGCGCGUCAAGAACACAGCGCAAGGUGAGGACAUCAAGGGCCUGAAGGACCAGCUGGAGCAGCAAGGCGAGAAGGUUCGAAAUCUGAAGGACCAGCUGGAGACAGAGCGCAUCAAGUCGCAGACUCUCGAGCGACAGAUGGGGCGACAAGACACUGAGACCCAAGGUCUCAAGGACCGACUCGGUACGCAGGAACAACAAGUCGCUUCGCGCCAAGCCUCCAACGAGCGGCUCGAGCAGCAAGCAACCGAGAUUCAAGAUUUCAAGAACCAGCUGAACUCCAAGGAGGCCACGCUGCAGAACGUUCUCGGCAAGCUUGACGCUCUGGCUGAGGCCAACAACAGCGCGCAGGCGGAGGCUGCACGACUCAAACGCGGCUCAAACAAUAAGAAGAUCGAGGACCAGGCUGCGCAGCUCAGCCACUUGCACUCCAAGUGGAGCGGCGCGACCGCGCUGCUAAAGGAGUACGGCGUCGACGACAUCGACGGCAUGCAAAACCUUCUCGCGCAGCGCUCCGAGAAGCUGCGUCAGCUGAGACAGGAUAUCGCCAAUAAGAACCAGGAGAUUUCUACGCUCAAGACAGAGGCGACUGCGAAGGACGACAAGCUCGCUAAGGCGGAAGCGCAGACUACUGCUCGCGAUGUUCAGGUCACGAAGCUGAAGUCUGAAGUUGCUAGUCUUGACAAGAAUAACGCAGCCUUCAUCAAGCAGGUUGAUAAGCUGAAGAAGGGCUUUGGUGAUCUGGGUAAGCGUUGCGAGAAGCGCAUCAGCUACCUCGCUCAAAGUAAGGAGAGCCUACGCAACCACAGCAUUGCCCUUCCACAACCUCUCAGCGCCACCGCCUUCACUGGAUGGAAUGACCAGAAAGCCCCUGCUGAUGCUGUCGCUGCCUGGAGAGGGGAGAACUAA